GCCCUCCGCACUAGGAUGUUGCGGCAGGUCUUGCACAGGGGGCUGGGGACGUCCUUCUCCCGGCUCGGCCACUUCGUCGCCAGCCACCCGGUGUUCUUCGCCUCGGCGCCCGUGCUCAUCUCCAUCCUGCUGGGCGCCAGCUUCAGCCGCUACCAGGUGGAGGAGAGCGUGGAGCACCUCCUGGCCCCCACGCACAGCCUGGCCAAGAUCGAGAGGAACCUGGUGGACAGCCUCUUCCCGGUGAACCGCUCCAAGCACCGGCUCUACUCCGACCUGCAGACGCCGGGGAGGUACGGCAGGGUGAUCAUCACCUCCUUCCGCAAGGCCAACAUGCUGGACCAGCACCACACCGAUCUCAUCCUCAAGUUGCACUCUGCUGUGACCAGGAUCCAAGUUCAAAGACCUGGUUUCAAUUACACGUUUGCCCAUAUAUGUAUCCUGAACAAUGACAAGACAUGCAUAGUGGACGACAUAGUGCAUGUACUGGAGGAAUUAAAGGCUGCUCGUUCUUCUAAUCGAACUAAUUUUGCAAUCACUUAUCCGAUUACUCACUUAAAGGAUGGCAGGGAAGUGUAUAACGGGCAUCAGCUUGGUGGGGUUACUGUGCACAGCAAAGACCGGGUGAAGUCUGCAGAAGCCAUUCAGCUCACCUACUACUUGCAGGCAAUCAACUCUUUGAAUGACAUGGUGGCAGAGAAGUGGGAAUCCAUUUUUUGUGACACUGUUGAACUUUUCCAGAAAUCCAACAGGAAAGUGAAAAUGUAUCCUUUCACUUCUUCUUCGCUGAAGGAGGAUUUCCAGAAGACGAGCAGGGUGUCAGAACGCUACCUGAUCACAAGCUUGGUCCUUGUGGUCACUUUGGCCAUUCUCUGCUGCUCCAUGCAGGAUUGUGUCCGCAGCAAACCCUGGCUUGGCCUGCUGGGAUUGCUGACCGUGACCCUUGCCACCUUGACUGCAGCUGGGAUCAUCAAUCUCACUGGUGGGAAAUACAAUUCCACCUUCCUGGGAAUCCCCUUCGUCAUGUUAGGUCAUGGGUUAUAUGGGACUUUUGAAAUGUUGUCCUCCUGGAGAAAAACUAGAGAAGACCAACACGUUAAAGAGAGGACUGCAGCUGUAUUUGCAGACUCCAUGCUCUCGUUUUCUCUCACCACUGCCAUGUACCUGGUCACUUUUGGAAUAGGUGCCAGUCCCUUCACUAACAUUGAAGCAGCCAGGAUUUUCUGCUGCAAUUCCUGUAUUGCAAUUUUCUUCAACUACCUCUAUGUACUCUCCUUUUAUGGUUCCAGCCUGGUGUUUACUGGCUACAUAGAAAACAACUACCAGCAUAGUAUCUUCUGCAGAAAGGUACCAAAGCCAGAGGUAUUGCAAGAGAAGCCUGCAUGGUAUAGGUUUCUUCUGACAGCCAAAUUCAGCGAGGACACAGCAGAUUCAGAGGAAACGAACACUUACGAGAGUCAUCUUUUGGUGUGGUUCCUUAAACGCUAUUAUUGUGACUGGAUAACAAACACUUACGUCAAGCCUUUUGUAGUUCUCUUUUACCUUGUUUAUAUUUCCUUUGCCUUAAUGGGCUACCUGCAGGUCAGUGAAGGGUCAGACCUGAGCAACAUCGUAGCGACUGCAACACGGACCAUUGAGUAUACGACUGCCCAACAGAAGUAUUUCAGCAACUACAGCCCGGUGAUUGGGUUCUACAUCUACGAGUCGAUCGAGUACUGGAACACCAGUGUCCAGGAGGAUGUGCUAGAGUAUACCAAGGGCUUUGUGAGGAUAUCUUGGUUUGAAAGCUACUUAAAUUACCUUAGGAAACUCAACAUAUCUACCGGAUUGCCCAAGAAAAACUUCACUGAUAUGUUGAGGAACUCCUUCCUGAAGGCCCCUCAGUUUGCCCAUUUUUCGGAGGAUAUCAUCUUUUCCAAGAAAUACAACAACGAAGUCGAUGUCGUGGCCUCCAGGAUGUUCUUGGUGGCCAAGACAAUGGAAACCAAGAGGGAAGAACUUUAUGACCUCCUGGAGACCCUGAGGAAGCUCUCUCUCACCUCCAAGGUGAAAUUCAUAGUUUUCAAUCCAUCGUUUGUGUACAUGGAUCGUUAUGCCUCUUCAGUGGGAGCCCCCUUACAAAACUCCUGCAUUAGUGCUUUAUUUCUGCUCUUCUUCUCUGCAUUCCUGGUGGCAGACUCUCUGAUCAAUGUCUGGCUCACUCUAACUGUUGCCUCAGUUGAGUUUGGAGUUAUAGGUUUUAUGACCUUGUGGAAAGUGGAACUAGAUUGUAUUUCUGUGUUGUGCUUAAUUUACGGAAUUAAUUAUACAAUUGACAACUGUGCUCCACUGUUAUCAACCUUUGUCCUGGGCAAAGAGUUCACAAGAACUAAAUGGGUGAAAAAUGCCCUGGAAGUGCAUGGGGUAGCUAUUUUGCAGAGCUACCUCUGCUAUAUUGUUGGUCUGAUUCCUCUUGCAGCUGUGCCUUCAAAUCUGACCCGUACACUGUUCAGGUGCUUGUUUUUAAUAGCAUUAGUCACCUUCUUUCACUGCUUUGCCAUUUUACCUGUGAUACUGACUUUCCUGCCACCAUCCAAGAAGAAGAGGAAAGAGAAGAAGAAUCCUGAAAACCGUGAGGAAAUAGAGUGUGUUGAAAUGGUGGAUAUGGAUAGCACCCGAGUGGUUGACCAAAUUACAACAGUCUAA
Gavia stellata (red-throated loon) is the source of this 2682-nucleotide messenger RNA. RefSeq names its product patched domain containing 1 (gene PTCHD1). The transcript has 3 exons. The coding region runs from base 16 to 2682 and encodes 888 amino acids. Gene Ontology annotation, biological process: cognition; chemical synaptic transmission. The record is from RefSeq and is a predicted model, not a curated record. Gene Ontology annotation, cellular component: plasma membrane; synapse. NCBI's taxonomy places the organism in Eukaryota, Metazoa, Chordata, Aves, Gaviiformes, Gaviidae.